AUGGCAACUGCAGAGCCAGUGACCGUCCCCCAGACGGGGCUUUCAUCGCCCAGUCUCCAACCACUGGAGCUUUCUUUCCCACUUCCUAAAGCUUUGCAUACCACAGCACAUGUUCAUUUGACCUUUUUGGGAAACUGCACGACAGUUUUUCUGACAACUUCCACGCCUGGUGACUCAGCAGGCUCCUAUAAGCCACUGGGAAGCUUUGUGUAUGCGAUGCCGGAUCGAACAUCUUCAAAACAAACAAUAUCCACCACUAUUUACACAUCACCUUCAAGUAUCGAGUACGCUACCCGAGUAGCCAAAAUUCUUGCCCGGCGCACUGGCAAGCCAAUCUACGUUGGCUGUAGCAUCGACCCCAACGGGCUUGGAUUGGCUGUCGAGGAGGAGAUGGAGGGUCUCUCGAAGAUCGUGAAUGUUAUUACUGAGAAAUUUGACUUGCAGCAACAUCAACAACAACAAUAA
This is a messenger RNA of Penicillium verhagenii, 465 nucleotides long. RefSeq names its product proteasome assembly chaperone 4 family protein. The transcript has 2 exons. The record is from RefSeq and is a predicted model, not a curated record. The coding region runs from base 1 to 465 and encodes 154 amino acids. Lineage: Eukaryota; Fungi; Ascomycota; Eurotiomycetes; Eurotiales; Aspergillaceae. Gene Ontology annotation, biological process: proteasome assembly.